AUGGUUUCCUCUAGUGUUCUCUUUGUUUAUUUUGUAGAAAUGGCUAGCCGUGCACGACGCCAACAACCCAGGAGUCGCCUCGAUUUUAUGUGGUAUUCUUUUCCUAGGAAUGUUGGGCCUGAGAUUUACGCACGAUGGAAUGCCAAACUUGAUUGGAUGAAGCAGCGAAAAGUCCAUGUUCUUGCAGUUGUUGAUUGGCACUGGAUGGGACAAACCGGGUUAACGGAGGGAAUUGAGCCAUACGUGGAGAAAGCAUUCAAUACCUUUCAUGGGAAGUUUGUUUGUAUGGAGUGGAGACAACUAUUUGAAAUUUAG
Lactuca saligna is the source of this 315-nucleotide messenger RNA. Lineage: Eukaryota; Viridiplantae; Streptophyta; Magnoliopsida; Asterales; Asteraceae. The record is from the annotation of a GenBank genome assembly.